Messenger RNA from Penicillium daleae, 402 nucleotides. RefSeq names its product GFA family protein. The coding region runs from base 1 to 402 and encodes 133 amino acids. The transcript has a single exon. The record is from RefSeq and is a predicted model, not a curated record. Gene Ontology annotation, molecular function: carbon-sulfur lyase activity. Lineage: Eukaryota; Fungi; Ascomycota; Eurotiomycetes; Eurotiales; Aspergillaceae.
AUGGCCUCCGGAAGCUGUGCAUGCCGCUACAUUCGCUACACUACAACUACCCCUCCCGCAGAUCCUGUGUACUGCCACUGUAUCGAGUGCCGUAAACAAUCCGGUGCUCCCUACCAGGUAUGGCUGGAUUUCCCAAAGGAUGCUAUCAAGUGGAACGUCGAACUUUCUGUCUGGAGAUCCAGCGAGACCGCAUCGCGCAGCUUCUGUCCUCGCUGUGGAUCAACUAUGACGAUGUCUUUGGAUAAAGAGCCAUCCACUACGGCUGUUGCUGCCGGGACAUUGGAUAUUGAGUCGGAACAUUUAGUGCGCGGGCCUGGAAUGCAUAUUUUCUAUAAAGAGAAAGCUGCUUGGUAUGUUGCGCCGGAUGACGGAUCGAGGAAAUUUGAUGGGUGGAGUGAGUAG